Molecule: messenger RNA, 877 nt
Organism: Carya illinoinensis
Lineage: Eukaryota; Viridiplantae; Streptophyta; Magnoliopsida; Fagales; Juglandaceae
Exons: 2
Coding region: 187-615 (142 amino acids)
Cellular component (GO): nucleus
Source: RefSeq, a predicted model, not a curated record
CUCGACUCCACUCCCCUCCUUUACUCAUAAAGGACAGGUUAUUUCCGUAAUUAUGUUGAUCUGGGAAAGCUAAGAAAUUGUAUGCCAGGGGAUUUAGGGGGGUUCCAGACUUGUAGUUGUCUAGUAUCCUCUCUCUGUCUCUCUCUGUGUCUGAGUCAAACCCUAUCCCGUCACUGAGUAAACGACAUGGCGACCUCUCUUGGGCUCUUCUCGACCUUUAUCUCCGGCAAAACUGCAUCGCUGACUGUCAAACACUCGUCGGCCUACUCCGUCAUCCUCGCCCAUCCUCACAAGGUUUCAGCUCACCCGCGCAUGGUGCGCAUGGUGACCUCCGCCACCGUUUCAAACGAAGCCCCAGAAAAGCGCGCGCCCCGAGGCAUUAUGAAGCCGCGGCGUAUCUCUCUGGAGAUGCAAGCCCUCGUUGGAGUCCCCGAGAUUUCUCGCACCCAAGCUCUCAAGCAGAUUUGGGCCCACAUUAAGGAGCACAAUCUUCAGGACCCGGAGAACAAGAAGAUCAUAAUUUGUGAUGAGAAGCUGAAGAAGAUAUUUGGAGGGAGAGAUCAGAUUGGGUUUCUCGAGAUUGCAGGGUUGAUUAGUCCGCACUUUCUUAAGUAAACCAAGAUGGACUUGGUGGAAGUGUUAUGAAGCUAAUUGCUUGUGCUUGACGCCUGUGAUUUGGUUAAUGAUAAUUAAAGACAGCGACUUUUUGUAACUCAGUAGUGUUAUCUUAGUCUUAAGAGUAAUCGGCAGCCUUAAAUUCCAGGUUCUUAGAAAUGUAGGUUUCUACUGCAAUAUUGACUAUGUCGGCUCGUUUUUGUUUUGUUCCACAUCGUAGAUUUUGGUGGAACCGCGUAUCAAUUAAUAGUGUUUUGUCCAA